Diorhabda carinulata is the source of this 9223-nucleotide messenger RNA. Its product is annotated as nucleoredoxin-like. The record is from RefSeq and is a predicted model, not a curated record. Lineage: Eukaryota; Metazoa; Arthropoda; Insecta; Coleoptera; Chrysomelidae. The coding region runs from base 268 to 1704 and encodes 478 amino acids. The transcript has 9 exons.
AGUAUAAGUUCUGACGUCGCGACGCCCCCGUAGUUAUCGAUUCGGAAUAAUCGACGCUCCAGCGUGAACUUUCGACGAAGGUGAAAGUCAUCUCGCCUUGUUCCUAUUUUAUUUGUCUCUGUUAGUAUUCUUCUUUCGCACGUGUUUCGAUUACUUUUUUGUGACUGGUGUUAGUUGCUGUGUUUGGGCAAUUCCGACAUUUCUUAGCUUUUCAACGAUGCCGUUUAGUUAAUGCUUCAAGCCAUUAGCGAUCUCUAAUUCUGCAUAAUGGAAAAAACCAAAUGGCACGACCGUCUCUUCGGUAAAAAGCUAAUAAAAUGCGACUCUGUGAACACCAACUCUAACUCCAACAACUUCGAGCUUAUCUCUACCAGCGAAGCUCUCCAAAAUGUAAAUAUUACGGGCGUUUAUUUUUCUUUCGCUAAUAUUAAUCUUCAAAGUGACGAGUUUAUCAACAAACUGAAAGAUCUCCACGAAAGGCUAAAAAGUGUUAGUUGCAAUGAUGAGAAAAAAUUUGAAGUUAUACAGGUUGUGAUGUGGUCACAUAACGAUAAUUACGGCGAUAUCGAAAGUAGCCACCGGGAGAGCUUGAUGGGAUUACCAUGGUUUGCCAUGCCUUUUAGUGAGAUCGAUUUGAAGACAAGGCUAUCCAGACGUUAUAGAAUAAAAUCUGGUGUUCCGACUCUAGUUUUACUUGGUAGAGAUGGUAGUACAGUGAGUGUAUCGGCACAAGAAAAACUUCUAGAAGAUCCUUACGGUAUAAACUUUCCUUGGAGACCUAGACCAGUGGAUCAGGUUCUAAAAGAUGUAGUGUUGCAGCCUGGAGGUACGUUUUAUUCUGAACAUAAAAAUUUCACGAAAGAAGAUAUUCGGUUCGAAGAUUUGCCUGAAGGAAUCAAGGGAUUCUAUUUCUCGGCAAAUUGGUGUCCACCUUGCAGAGCGUUUACUCCACAACUAGCAGAAAUAUAUACGCUUAUAAGAAAGAAAGAACCCAACUUUGAAAUAAUUUUUGUUAGCAGUGAUCGGAGUGCCGAGUCUUAUCGAGCAUAUGUCGAAACAAUGCCAUGGAUUUCAGUACCGUUUCAGCAAACAGCAGUGCGAGCGGAAUUAGCACAACUAUAUGGAAUCAGAGGAAUUCCAACGUUGUUACUAUUAGACAGUAAUGGUCAUAUAAUCACCAUGGAUGCUAGAACAGAAGUGGCGGAAGAUCCUUCAGCACAGUAUUUUCCUUGGAAGCCCAGACCUGUCAAUAUACUAACUGAACGGUAUUUAACAAAAUUAUAUGAUUUUCCUGCAAUAGUACUUUUUGUUGAUGGCGAAGAUACAGAAGUACAAUUCGCCGAAUCAGUUUUGUCUCCAGCAGCUGAGAACUACUACAAAAUGAAUAACAUCAACUUCAAUUCAGUCCAAGAAGACUUUUUCCUAAGUCUUGAAGAAGAUCCUUGCGUUCAAUUUUUAAUUGGAGUUGAUAGUGAAUCUUCGGAUAUUUUGAGAGACAUUGUAGGUUUAGAUGACGUUUUUCCUCUUUUAGUAGCUAUUGAUUUACCCAAAAAAAAGGUGGCCGUAAUGGAAUACGGAAUAGAAAUUAAUAAUGAAAGUGUUGAAAAUUUUGUUAAAAAUAUGUUGAGGAAUGAACUACCAUUUGUUGAUAUUAUUGAAGAUAAAAUGGAAGCUGGAAUCGAGAAAGCGCUAAAUGCCGUAUGAAAUAGUUGAAUAAUAAGUUGUGAUUAGAUGACUUGCAGUUUUCAUAAAUAUACUAGUUUAUGGUUUAUGUGACUUAGUGACUAAGAACAAGCUCCAUCGUUUUCUAUUCCGAGUAGAGUAGUUCUUCUUUAGAGUAUAAUACAAGUCUAAAGGUCAUUAUCUUAUAAUAGGACCUCUGAUAUAACAAUACAGAAAUUACGACUUAAGUUUUGAAAUCACUUACUGAUUAUGAACUACGGUUUCAGAAAGGCCUUACAGUUGACGGAUAAUGCUGUGUAGUGGUGGAGAUGUUGUAUCAUCUCGUUAAAAAUCUUUUAAAUUGACUGAGGUGAUACGCCAUUGAAAAGUAACGAUCUAACGAAACUAUAUAUUUAUAGAAACUCAUAAAUAGUUCUCAAUCUACUCAAUAUUUUGCCUCAUUAUUUGUUGUUCAGCUCAACACCUCUGUUUUUCAUUAUUUCAAUACCGAUUUAUGGUUCUAGUAAUUUUAUUUACAGAGUUAGUGAAAUGCGUGAAUACAUUUUAAUAUCUCACAAAUAUGAAAAAAGACUCAUGAUAUUCUCAUCAUGUUUGUUUUAAGAGUAUUUUUAUGUACUCGUAUAAAAAGAUACUUAAAUGGAACACGCUUUAUAUUAUAACACCUCUAAAUAAAUUUUGUUAUAGUCUAAAUUCCAUGGCAAUUCAGAGCAAUGGUUACGAAGAUCUAAUGAAAGGCAAACAUGAAGAAUUAUUUUAGUCACGUGGGUUUGCUUUGCAAAGUGAAAUACACGGAAUGGUAGCAAGAAGUGCAAAGACUAAGCCUCAUUUUAUCAUAUCGAUGUUAUAACUUUAAUUCUUGUAUCUAAUAACAAUAAACAUCAAUUAAUAAAAAAUCCAAAAGAAUGUUUGCGAAAUAAUUAUUACUGUUUUGGGAAUUCCAAUGAUAAUAGUAAAAUAAAAAUGUUUUUUAGACGACGCUAUCUGAAAGUUGUUCGUUCAGUAUUCAUUUACAUACCGAAAGUUGCGUUUUGAGUAUUCCAUGUAGUGAAAGUGACAGUUCCGUACUGCAAAACACUUUCGGGACGCUCCGGAAUAGACAACUUUAACUUCUUUAAAUAUGACUCUAGCCACUUCAAUGUUGACAGUUUCACUUCGAUGAUUUUGCAUAACCUUCUUCCACCACAAAUAUGAAUCAAUCAACAAAUUCCAUCGAAAACCAAACACAUCUACAGAGAUUCCAUCAAUAUCUAGUAGAGAUAUACAUAUUCCAUUCAAUCCAAUAAAUAUUAAUAAUUGUCCUGGAGGUACAAUCAACAUUUCUUGUUGCAAAUAAUUAAUAAAUUAAUAUUGACAUUGCAAAUAUCAUCAAGUACAUUAUAUUGUUCAAUAAAUAAAAUGUUCAUAAUUCUUUAUUAUUUAUUUUCUUUCCUCAGUAUCAAUGAAAAAGUUUUGGAUCUUAUGCGUCGUCUAAAAAAUGUUGUGUACGCCGCGGCUAAAAUACUACUUUGCUGGACUCAUCUGCUGCUCGCCUCGCAUCGCUCGUCUUGCAAUUUUCAGAUUCGUCCAACAAAGUAGCACUUUCAGUCCUUGGCAUACAAAUAACUAUUAUCGCUAAACUUUUCAUUACCUCUUCGCGUAUUUCAUUAUCCGUAGCUACAUUGUAAUACGUGUGAAAUGAAUUUAGACAUUAAGAGAAUCUUCUUCUUCUUCUUCUUCAUCGUACGUUAAGACUUAGUGUUUACAUCAAUGGUUGCUUAGCUGUAGCUGGGAUGAUGAAGACCAGCUUUCAUACCAUCUUGUUGGUGGUCGUCCUGGUGGUUGGGAUCUAUUCGGUUUUUCUUCCUUUGCAAUCUUUGUCAACCGAUCAUGACAUUCUGUCAUCGUCUCUUCAUUUCCUUCUCCGAUUUCUCGUCCAUCUCACUACAUCCUGGAUGUCACAUAUAUCCCUUAUUUCGUCAUUUCUCUUGUGGCCAAACAAUGUGUGUUCCGCUAUAGAUCUAAGUUUUCGCAUUUUAGUAGUUCUUAAAAGCGUCUACGUUCUGAAUACCAUCCUAUUUCCUGAAUUUCUCUGAAAAAUGCUCAUAAAGUAAUUCUGUUGAAAUCUUGUUCAUAUUCUUUUGCGCCCUUUUAUACUAACCCUGUAUAUAAAAAAUUGCUUUCCUCAGUUGGAAACAUGACCGGUUAAAAGUUCAACAUGCUUCCAAAUGUUACACAUCAAUGAGAUUUUUCCAUUCGUGAUUCAUUCGGUUUGUUGAAUAGAAAAGAUUGAACUUUGAAAGAAAAGGUUACUCUACUGUAAAAAAGUAUUUAAUUAACAAGACAAUUCUUUAACACAGUAUAAAAAUCAUCUUUCCACAAAACACACGUUUAUCUCUUAAGAUAUAAUACUCCAUUAAUGGGCGCUAGUCUUAAUGUCGAGGAUAGUGGACAGGUAACACAAUAACAAAGUUCAAUAACCUAAACUUGAACUUACUAUAAAAUAUCAACAAAACUAUUUGCACAAAACAUAGACUCGAUACAAAAUGAAUUUCUCCACGAUUCCAAACGCCUCGUCUGGGUUCAUGUGAGUAUGGAUUAAAAUUCAGGUAGAAGGUUUUUGGUUUUUUUCAAAGCUAGGUAUAUUGGGGAGGAAUAAUUUAAUUGUAGGCUAUUUGGACAUUAAUAAGGUUACAUGGAAUUUCCUGGGUCAGGUAUCUGUCAAUCAUGUAAGGGUGUAUUAUCGUUAUAUCGAGGGAAUUUGUUGGGAUAAAUGUCUGCCUGUAUUGAAUAUUUUUAAAUACAAGGUCAAUUGGCAUGUUCACUACACAUUUAUAUGGAAUCGCUUUCCACCAAAGAAUUUCGGAAAAUGAAAUAAACGGUUAGAGCCAGAUUAGGAGAAUAUAGCGGUUUUAAGUAAGGUAAUGUUUUAACUACAUAGAAUAUAACGUAACUUCUAAAGUGUCACAGGGCUUAGCUAUUAGACCGUUAUUAUUUUUGAUAUAUACAAAUGAAAUUGUCUUGAGUUUACAUUACAAAUUAUUCCUUAUGCAGAUGAUCUGAAGCUAUAUCAUUCGAUAAGGAACAUUGGUAAUUACGUCAAUCUGAUUUAGAUACAAUUUGUUAGUGGUAUAUCAUUUCUAAUACUGUGCUUGAAAGGUCUGCACCAUUCAAACAUCUUGUUGUUACCUUAGUAAAUUAAAUGUUGUUCAUAUCAAUACUAUCUUUGGUGGUGCAUUUAGAAACCUAUGGUUUCGUACUGAGAAACUAUAAGCAGUUUAUAGAAGUUAAAACUGUAUAUUCACAUUUUAAUGCAUUCGUUCUUCUGAAACUAGAAUGAGGUUUAUCAAAUUCAUAUCAGCAAAAUAUAUAAUAUUAAGUAGUAAUUUUAUAACAGAUUUCGAAAGCUACUUGUUGCUUGGAAACAGACAGACGCCGUGGGCGGAUUUUCAGUGACGAUCUAUUCUUAUGAAUAAUCUGUUGUUUUAAUAUUUGGGCCCCUUUUUGACAUCAAUUUUUCAAAUAAUCUGACAGGAGAAACGUUGCUGUCGUUGUUUUCUAUUCAAAAUUUGCUUUCAGUAUACAUUCUUGAUCCACCUUGGCAAGUCUUGCUGAACACAGGAUUAUAUUCAACUCGAUUUGUUACAGAAGCUAAUUCUACAGCGGGUAUCUGAUAGAAUUUCCGUUGCAGCCGUUCAUUUCAUAACUUUAUUAUUUUCUACGUCGAACUUGAUGCUCGAACUUUUCACAGUUUUCUUCGUACAGAAUCGCGAGCGGUUCGCGUUUUUGAAUGUCAAUAAUUCAUUUCCUUAUAAUAUUUUCCUUGUAACAGCUCUCUUGUUAGGUUCCAUAUGGUUUUGAUCGUAGUUUAUUUAAACUCUGUUCUAUCUUUUCUUCUUAUGUUCACAGUCCAAUUUUCCGUGGUCCGAUUUCCAUUUAAUCCAUACUUUCUAUCAUUGCAAAAGUCCAUAAAUGCUUUCCAUCCAAAUUUCUUACCAUAAACUUUAUGUUUGAUUCUAUACUUUUAAUAAUGUUAUUGCCAGUAUUUUAACCAAAUCGUGACAUUUUGAAAAUUAAAUAUUUGUAACGUCAAAAUCAAAAUAAAACAAUAUGUCCCAUGGGACCUGUUUUCAGUAUAAUGUUGUAAUGAUUGGUUUUUUUCAAUCAUAUGACUUCAAAUUAAUUGGUUUCAAUGGAUUUCACUGGAAGAAAAUAUUUUCAUUAAUAGUAUCCUGAAUAUAGGGUUCUAAUCUGACAAUAUUCACCCACCAUAAAGAAAACCUAGAAAUACACUGUUAGAACGCUUUAAACUAAACGAUCUAGAGACUAGACAAAUGUUCUCUCACUUUGAUAUUCCUCCAUAAAAUCAUUACGAAUAUAAUCGACUGUCGAGGAUUGCUAGGUCUUCUAAGAAUUUAUAUCUCUAAGUUUGCCAUUCGCUCCCACUCUUUAUUCUACUUUCCAGUUGCUAAAACUAAAUUUCUUUCUUUCGUACAAUCUCGUAUAGAAUUAAUUAAUAUCAUUGUUAUUUGCAAAAACUUUGGAUAUUUUCGAAACACAAAAAGAUAAUUGUUACUGUUUUAUAAUUUUCGGAUUAUUCUAAUGAUCAUGGAAUUAUAUACAACUGCUUACUUUUUCUAAAUCUUUCUAUAUACUAUAUUUUUAACAUUCGGUCUAAAUGUACCAUUGUUUAUAAGUAUCAUUCCACUUUAAUGUUCAACUCUUAUAUAUGUUUUUUCCACCUGUCUCUUGUCACUUGUGCUGUGAGAUGGUGUAAAUAGAUGAAUAAAUAAAUAAAUAAAGACGCAACAAAUCUUGACGCUGUUCGGCAGGCGUAUUGUUGUGAAGGAAUAAAACUUACUUUUUCAACAAAUGCUGGCUAUUAAAUUGUCACACAAAAUCGGUCUAUUAUUGGUACGAUGUACGAGCACGUUCCUCGGAUAAAGUCCAUUGUUAGAGCGCUUGGAGACGUCCGUUUUUUUCACCGGACAAUGGACCGUGUUUUUUGCCGGAUUCGCGGUGGUGUAUAAUUUAUAAUGGACGUGUGUGCGUUCAUUGGACAUCGGUCCGACGAACAAUUUACGCCGGAUCCACCACCGCUUCCCUUCGACGCGACAGACACCGUUCCAGUGUAAGAAAAUGCGGUCAUCCACGCCAGUGUAUCGGUGUUUGUUGACGCUGCCGGACGUAUUGUCUGUUUUGUAUUAUUUUAUUAUAUAUGGCUGUUAUAAAAGUUGAAAGGCUUGUUUUUUCAUUCGUAACAUCUAUCUGGUAAAAAAAUAUAUGUAUAAAAAGAUAGCCCUUUAUUGACGGUUCGUUCUCCGGUGAAAAAACGGACGUCUACAAACGCUCUUAGACUUAUAGUUUUGUUCUCGGAAUGCUACCCCCAAGUUAAAUCUAAUUUAAUAUAUCGAUGAAAAAAUUCACCAGCUACACUAGCUCUCUCACCCACUUUAUUUUUCGACGAAAAUUAGGUUCGGGAGCAGUAAUAGUCCGAGAGCGGUCAAUGCUGCCGUAUGCAAUUAUAGGGCGUACACCAUAGUUGUAUUCUUAUGUAUUUUGAGCCGCCGAAUCCAAAUAUACCCGGCGUUUUUGCAAAAAACUGGUACGUUUUGUUUGAAUCGCAACUGCUCAAAUAAAUUAUGAAUAAAUGGUUUUUUCGGUUCGGAGCAAAUAUGGCCAAUUUUAAGAAGAUACUUGUCAUUUCUCCGUAUAAAGCAUAUUUAAAAAUUUAUAAAUUCAAAAGUCAAAAAAUCGAUGAUUUUUACUAACUUUCGAUGUUAAUAACUUUUGACCAACUAAACAUUUUGUAAAAUUGAAAAAUCGUACUUGUUCUUUGAACCUUACUCUACAAAUUUGUAUACUUCGAUAUUAGUGCAGGUUCGGAGUUAUCACACACUUAUCACGAUUGACAAUUAAAACACCACGCACCAAACGCACUCAAAUCAUGGAAAAUCAUAUGUUUUUCAAAAUGUUUUUGAAUAAUUUAUUUUAUUGAAUAAAUUUUUAAUGUACAUUAUACGUACAUACUGUUGUCCAAUGCUUCAGUAUUGUUUAAUUUAUCUUUACACGUUAUUUUUAUUUUUAUUAUAUAACAAGAACAUAAUGAAUAACAUUUAAUGCCAGCUUUGACGUAACAGCAAGAUUCUUCGGAAAUGGAAGCUUUACAUCGACAACUUGGUACUCUCUUUGGAAUUAAUAAAUCCUGUUGAACUUAGUAUCCGUACAAAAGUGGAUCCAACUUUGAUAUGCUGUUAUUUAUCGAUAUGUUACGUAGAAAGCUCUAACUUGAUAGUUGCUGAAGUAAGAGGUCAUCCAGUGACAUCACAUUUUUUGUCGUGAUAACACCAAUAAAGAAGCUGGUCAAAACUUUCACAUAAGGUAUCAAAUCAAAUUGUAAUGUAACAACUAGAAGUUAUUAAAAAAUGAAUAUGACAUGUUUUUUAUGUAGAAAACCAUUACAUUUCGUUUAAAUGCGUUCAGUUACAAUAAUUCAGGUUGUAAUUUAUUUGUUCGUGUAAUUAGAGAGCUCAUAUAAUGGAAUGAUAUUGUUAAUGUUAAUGCGAAAGUUCUGUUGUUGAUCUUUUUUUUACAGCAGAUAGUAAAUUAGCAACAUAAAAUGCGCGCCAAAACAGAGCCAUCUGAAUUCGACGCGCGGUGAUCGAGGCUUGUCGCUUCAACGUUGAGAAAGCACUUAAUUGUAAAUCGUGAUAAGUGCCAAACGCCGGACCUGCACUAAUAUCGAAGUAUACCUAUUUGUAGAAUAAGAUUUUUCAAUUUUACAAAAUGUUCAGUUGGUCAAAAGUUAUUAGCAUCGGAAGUUAGUAAAAAUGGUCGAUAGACCUUAUCUUCUUAUAAUGGGCCAUAUUUGCAGAAAAAAAUUGUCAGAAGCGUAAAAGCCAUUUGUUCAUAAUACAUAAUACAUAAAAAUACCACUGUUUUAUCCUUGGCCCUAUGAUUGCACAAAGUAACAUUGACCGCUCCCGGACUAUAAUCUUUCUGUCACAUGUCGUUUAUGGUCAUCAAGAGAAGUUCUUCAGACUUCUUAGCUGAAAUGGUUAUAAAUCUUUUGGAUUGUCUUAGGCCUGGAAUGUUUCUACAGUAAGGCUCUAUUCUUUUGCUAUGCGUUCAGUUACUUUGUUAUUAUUAGCUAGUGCUUCCAGUAUUUGAUUACAACCCCACACUAGUAUGAAUUAAUGACAAAGAUUUAUGGUGUUACCAAUCUUUGUCAAACCGCCCUCGUGAAAUAAUAGUAAAAAAGGUGAACAGAAAUGAGAGUUACGAUCAAAUAUGAAAUUAACCAUAACCUAUAUUAGUUUUUCUUAUUUUUUACUAAUUUUUAAUUCAACAUGUGUGUAAUUGUCAAUUUUUUUUUGCAACGGUGGCUAGAGAGGCUAGAAAGACAUAUUAUACGAGUAAAUGUACUAAUUGGAAAAAAUGUAACUCACCUUUUUGAAAAAUUAUGACUUGUAUUGUUCAUUGUAGAUAAGACUGUUUAAUAUAUUUAUAACAAUUAUUGUAGUGAAAGUAGAAUAGUAUAAGACAAUAAAACGAAUUUUCAAAA